This is a messenger RNA of Magallana angulata, 633 nucleotides long. RefSeq lists its product as uncharacterized. Bases 1 to 633 code for a protein of 210 amino acids. The transcript has 4 exons. Lineage: Eukaryota; Metazoa; Mollusca; Bivalvia; Ostreida; Ostreidae. The record is from RefSeq and is a predicted model, not a curated record.
AUGACAAUCAAAAAAGAAAUUACAGGGAUAGCAGUCUUCAUUGUGUGCAGUGUGCAAAGUGCCCCGACCACAGAAAUAAAUCCGGGAUGCAAGGUUACAAUAAACCAAGCUCAUCAAUACUACUCUAAUCCCUGCGGGGGACUGUGUUUACACCUUACCCGUGACUCUGUGAUGACGCAAGUUUCGAAUAUGGCGGGAAGGGCAAAUAAGGAAAUAGCCAGUUACCUAAGUCAAAGUAGAACUUUCAUUUUCCAACAAACGAGUCCAGAGCUUGACCAUAUGAAUUUCCCAUUAUUUCAAAAGAUGGAUACAUAUGAAGAAACAUUAAAAAGAACAUAUGUGGAUCUUGCAAUAUACUUCACAUUCUGUAUGCAAGUUAAACAGUUUGAGCAAGAUUCAAAUUUACAAUUCUCUCCACCACACUUCAUACAUUACAUUGAUAUGACAUUGUUGCAUAUUAUGAGAGACAUUGCUGCCGGGUUGCAAGACGCACAUUUUGUUGCUCAAAUUCCAAUUGUAUCUCGACACUGUUUAUCAACAGAAUUAUUGAGAUAUCAAACACAAAAGCAAAUAAUCAUGAAGAAUUUAAACUCAUAUUUCCAAAGUUUACGUUUAUUCGGAUUGUCCGCAUAG